AUUCUGUGCAUGGCCACCGUCCCACUCAUGGCAUCGGAAACGACCCAGAAAAGCAGCGUAAAGUAGAAGGGAAGCGGGGUGGAGGAGGCACAGGCCAGGGGGAGCAACGACCUUCAUACUGAGAGGAGAAAAUACCUGAAAAAAAAUGGCAGCAGUUCCCCUCCGUUCUCUCUGUCUACUCAUCACAGUAUACCACCUGUGUUCAUUCCACCUGGUCCAUGCUGGAGCGUAUUAUCCACACAAACAGCCGCCCCCACAGCACCAGCCUCUGCCACAAUACAACGACGGUUAUCCCCCUCAGCAACAGUUCAUGGGGAAUGAGAUGCCGCACCUGCCUUACGGUAAAGAAGCCCCAUUACUGCCUCAGUACGGCAAAGAGCUUCCUCAGCUUCCUUUGCACAUGGGCAAAGAGAGGUCACUAACUGAAGGUAAAGGACAAACAUUCAACCCCAGAGGGGCUAAAGGUCCCCCUCCUCUUGGUCCAGGUGGUGAAGGUCUCAGAGAAGGACCACAAGGAAUUCAGGGACCACCAGGACCAACUGGACCACCAGGACCACAAGGCCCUCCUGGGCUACCAGGCCAGGGAUUGCCAGGGCUGCCAGGAAAGCCAGGGCCUGCUGGUCCUCAAGGCUACCCUGGAAUUGGAAAACCUGGCAUGCCAGGAUUGCCUGGAAAACCUGGAGGACCAGGAUUACAUGGACCAAAAGGGGAUCUUGGUCCUGCUGGUGGUGAAGGGCCAACUGGGCUUCCUGGGCCUGCAGGUCUCCCAGGUCCCCCUGGACUGCCUGGAAUUUCAAAACCAGGAGGUCAUGGGCUGCCUGGACAGCCAGGUUCUCUUGGGGAACCAGGCCAAAAAGGUCUACCUGGGUUCCCUGGUGUUCCAGGCUCAAAGGGAGACAAAGGGCUUGGUCUACCUGGUUUGCCAGGUUUAAAAGGACCUGGCGGACCACCUGGUCCACCUGGAAAUGUUGGCAUCCAGGGGAUUGGUAAACCUGGCAUGAAUGGUCUCCCUGGUCAGCCAGGGAUACCAGGAAAGCCAGGUCCUUCUGGAGAGCCUGGGAUGGCAGGACUACCUGGUGAUAGAGGUCAAUCAGGACCACCUGGCCUCCCUGGAAUUGGGAAACCAGGAACAGAUGGUUUUAGAGGACAACCAGGGCCCUCUGGAGGAAAAGGAGAAACAGGCCCUCCUGGUUUACCAGGGGGGCCAGGCUUGCCAGGAUAUGGUAAACCAGGAUUUCCAGGACCUAAGGGUCACAAGGGUCAUGCCGGUCUCCCUGGACCUCCAGGACUAAAAGGUGAUAAAGGUCACGGAGGUCUUCCAGGAGUCAUUGGCCCAAACGGUCCAAGUGGUAUGCCUGGCCCACCUGGUCCAAUAGGACUUCCAGGCAGUAUCGGCUUUCCAGGACAAAAGGGGGAGGGUGGUGCUUGGGGACUUAAAGGGUACCCAGGAACGAAGGGGGACUUAGGUCCUCCUGGUCUCCCAGGUCAACCAGGUCGGUCAGGAGAAGGGGGACAACCAGGCCAAAGAGGUUUUCAAGGGCCUAUGGGCCCCAAAGGAGAACCUGGUAUGAGAGGUUUACCUGGAACCCCUGGUGGUGGAGGAUUGCCUGGAUCUAGAGGACAGGGGGGACAGCCUGGAGAGAAAGGCCACCAAGGAUCACAGGGUAUUCCAGGUCUUAUGGGACCUGGGGGACCAAUUGGACCUCCUGGGCUGCCAGGACCGAAAGGCGAAACAGGUUUCCCUGGUAAACCUGGAUAUCCUGGUGAGGGUAAGCCAGGGACCCCUGGUCAUAUUGGUCCUCAAGGUAACCCUGGUCCUAGUGGCCCUUCUGGACUUCCAGGGCAUCCAGGACUACCUGGACCACCCGGUCCUCCAGGCCUCCCUUCAGCAUCUCCUGACAUGGGACAGAUCCUCCCUGUGUCCGGCCCAUACAGCGGACAGAAACAAGGCUGGAAGAAGACAAAGAAUGAAGGCGAGAUUGGAGGAAACGCCCUGGAGAUGCCUUCGUUCACGGCUAAGCUCACAAACCCGUUCCCUCGUGUCGGCUCCCCCGUCAUCUUUGACAAACUCCUACACAACGGCAACCAAGACUACAAUCCCCAGACUGGUAUCUUCACCUGCAGCGUACCAGGGGUCUACUACUUUGCUUACCACGUCCACUGCAAAGGAGCAAAUGUAUGGGUGGCACUGAUGAAGAACAAUGAGCCGGUGAUGUACACGUAUGACGAGUACAAGAAGGGCUUACUGGAUCAGGCAUCGGGGAGUGCUGUACUACCUUUGCGACAAGGAGACUCUGUGCAUAUACAGCUGCCAUCCGACCAGGCUUCAGGACUCUACGCUGGUCAAUAUGUCCACUCCACAUUCUCUGGUUUCUUGUUGUACCCAAUGUAAGAAAUGUGUAUCAACAAACCAGCAACUUCCAGUGUUGAAAAAUCAAGCCAAUGAGGAUGUGCAAAAAGCUGCAGUUCCUUGAGUAUCCACUUGAGGCUGGAUCAAAAAGCCAAGGAAACCCCAUGAGGUCCCAUAUUAAGUAGCCCUCUUUCCCAGCAGAAAUAAAACAUGUUUACAGCCUGGUUCAAAAAGGCUUUGGUAUCAACAGCUGAUUUCUUUAUUGGUGCACACUGUACGGGGUUGAAAUUUGUUUAUAACUCUUCUGUUUUUAUUUUAUUAAGGCUAAGAGUUUUUUGUCAUAAAUUUGUAUAAGUAUGGGCACGGCUGGGUUGACUGACAGGCAGGCGGUUGAAGCUGUUUACCCUUAGGCUAAAGACCGGCCUCUAGUCCAUGUAUUUGUCUACAAAACCAAUGGCUGACAUCAAUGAGAGUGCAUCCAUGUUUUAUACAGUCUUAUCAUAUCAGCAAGGGCAAUAGCACUGACAUUUUAAUGGUACAUUUUCAUAUUUACAGUAGUUAGACAGGUACAAUGAAGGUCGAGUUGAAUGUUUUACAAUAGAUGAAGGCAAAAUAGAAAUAUAGUUGCAACAUAUCUCAUUGUAUUAAUAUCAUUUAAUGCUUUACGUCUUCAUUUACAUACAUCAGCAGAGUCUCUGAAAUGUUAGUUCACUUUUUAAGUAAUGGGCAGUUGAUGUCCAGUUAUAAAAAUGGUAUCUGGUCAUCGGCUACAUGUAUACAUUUUCGUACAAUAACAUAAGUUUUCUUGUGAAAGUUUUGGUUGAUACGAUUUAAUGUAUUUGUUGUCAUAAAUCUUGUAUGUUUACAUUGUACAUUUAUUCCUAUAUCCAUCUACACACAAUAUAGCAGUGUUAAUAACAUGACUGGAAACAAAAUUCCUGCAAUCCCUGUGUUGCAGGUUUUAUUCAUUUGUCACUCAUUGUUUUGCUUUACAGUUAUACUGUUUUCUGGGCACAUAAGUACAUAACCAUGUCAGUGUACAAGACAUUCAAAGCUUUCAGUUACAAAUGUUGGGUUAUUAAAUUGGGUUCAUCGUAAAUGUAUUAGGUUAUUGUAAAUCUUUUUUUCUGAUAUUGUAAAAUGCAGUUUUUUUGAUGCAGCAAAAAUCCACAAAUUUUACAUUUGCAUCUGGCAGUACAAAAAGAAAUCAUAUUCUUUUAUGUCUCCGUCCAGAACAGACCGAAAAAAAACCUUUGCAGUUUAUCCAUAAUUUGAUAGUCUAACUAUCUUUUGAUUCUUUCCUUUUGACAGUUGGUUGUCAAAACGUUGUGUUUAAUAAAUUCUUUGAACAUUUUGUAAAUUUUUCAUUAAUCUCUGUAACUUAUUUUUUUGACUACUGAUUACUUCAGAUUGUCUAAAUGUCUGUCUUGAUCUUGAAUGGUGACAUUUCUAACAAAACAGAACAUGUUUUGUAGCAAAAAAUAAAAUAUUCCAAGACAUG
Labrus mixtus (cuckoo wrasse) is the source of this 3851-nucleotide messenger RNA. RefSeq names its product collagen alpha-1(VIII) chain-like. Gene Ontology annotation, molecular function: protein binding. The transcript is spliced from 3 exons. Bases 146 to 2392 code for a protein of 748 amino acids. The record is from RefSeq and is a predicted model, not a curated record. Lineage: Eukaryota; Metazoa; Chordata; Actinopteri; Labriformes; Labridae.